UUGACACAAACGGGUGCAGUCGAGGUUUUUCAUCACCGAGAAUGAAGAAAAUGCUGACACUUUCAAUCUCUCCAGCACCGCAAUCUCUUCACAUUUCCACUGCACGGCAUCUACCCGUUCUUCCUUUCCGAAACGCGCCGUUACCAGCUUCAACGAAACUCUCCACUCUCGCUCCCUCUUCUGCUUGGAUCAGUUUCAAUCCUCUCAGAUUUUCGAUUAAGGAUAAGGACAUAAAGAAGAAGAGUAGAGGAUCCAGUGCGGUUUGCUCCGCAGCUCCUCUCUCCCCUCGUAAUCUCCAGUGGAUCUCCGCCAUUUCUUCUGCGAUUUUGUUGUUUACGAAAGGGACGGUGAUUCGAAAACAUUUUCUUGUUCCAUUGUUCGCAAUUCAAGCUCCAGCAAGCAUCAUUGCAUGGAUGAAGGGUGAAUAUGGUCUUUGGGCAGCAUUCUUGGCACUGCUUGUUCGUCUCUUCUUCUUCAUUCCUGGUGAACUUGAGUUGCCAUUUCUAGCAUUAUUGUUGGUGAUUGUGGCCCCCUACCAAGUACUGAACAUAAGGGGAACACAACAAGCUGCUAUUAUUGCCUUAGUGAUUGCAGCAUAUUUGGCUUUCCAGCAUUUCUCAGGUGCAGGCAGCUUGCAGAAAGCAUUUGACCAAGGUUCAAUUAUUGCCACCAUAGCUGUUGUUUGCAUCACUGUUAUCUCGGGCUUGCUUUUGGUCUGAAUUUAACAAAGAAUAUAGACGUCUUUCAAGUUAUUGAAGACAUAGAGGGAGGUUGUACUGUAAGAAUAACUAAUUUCCCAGACCAAUGUUCUUGUUUUAGUAUGAUGAGUACAUUUCAUGCUGAGAAAAAUAAGAAUAAAUAUAUGUUCUUUAGUAUUUGUAUGCUACUGUUAUGUCAAUGGAAGAUAGGAACCGCUUUUGAAAUAAUACAAUUUUAGCUUGCAGUGGAA
Messenger RNA from Hibiscus syriacus, 949 nucleotides. Its product is annotated as cold-regulated 413 inner membrane protein 2, chloroplastic-like. NCBI's taxonomy places the organism in Eukaryota, Viridiplantae, Streptophyta, Magnoliopsida, Malvales, Malvaceae. The transcript has 6 exons. Gene Ontology annotation, cellular component: membrane. The coding region runs from base 42 to 719 and encodes 225 amino acids. The record is from RefSeq and is a predicted model, not a curated record.